This is a messenger RNA of Trichoderma asperellum CBS 433.97, 630 nucleotides long. The record is from RefSeq and is a predicted model, not a curated record. Lineage: Eukaryota; Fungi; Ascomycota; Sordariomycetes; Hypocreales; Hypocreaceae.
CGCCCCCCGGAUUGUGGGGGUAGUCGCUAUUCUGUGGGCAUCCUAUAAUCCUUGUCCAAUUUCGUCAAGUUGCUCAAGCUCUAGCCAAGCCUUCAUCAGAAAAAAAGAACGAGAAAAAAAGCAAAACAAGCGCAAAUGUGCAUGGGCUCAAUUUAGGCUUUUCACGCCCUGCACAUAGGAACAAACUCUGUAUACGUCUCAGCAGAUUGCACCACAAGCGUUGGAGCCAUCAGCAGGCUAAUGCCUAGGCCUGUUUAAAAGAAAGGGGUAACAUGCUGGAGGAUGUCAGGGCCCAGGCCUCAAAAGUCCCAGCAGGCUUUGCUACUUCUACUUGCACACAGCAAGCAAGACGUCGGGGCAGGGUACAGGAACCUUCUCAAAGGGAACUUGCAGAAGCUGCUGCGUACAAAGUGUACGUGGCCCUGGAUAUUACAUCUGCUGGUGCGUUUAUACUAGGUGGUCUUGAUGCAUAGCGUGAGCUUUCCGGCACCUACCGAAUACUGCUGGUCCUGGCAGUAUUACUGUGCAGUGGCACUCCAUAUUCUAUGCCGGGAUGUGCGAUCGAGGGCUCCGUAACACUAGCAGCAUUACUACUGCCGCUGCCGUUGAGCCUCUAAUACCUACACAAAG